Molecule: messenger RNA, 3081 nt
Organism: Fusarium vanettenii 77-13-4
Lineage: Eukaryota; Fungi; Ascomycota; Sordariomycetes; Hypocreales; Nectriaceae
Exons: 10
Coding region: 1-3081 (1026 amino acids)
Biological process (GO): intracellular sodium ion homeostasis; potassium ion import across plasma membrane; proton transmembrane transport
Cellular component (GO): membrane
Molecular function (GO): P-type sodium:potassium-exchanging transporter activity; ATP binding; ATP hydrolysis activity
Source: RefSeq, a predicted model, not a curated record
AUGGCCGUGUUAAGAUCCCUACGCUGGAAGACCGGCGACGAAGAGAACGGCACCAGGGCCAGCCGUACAAUGCAGACUGGUCCUGAUGCCGAUGGCGAGCCGAGGCCUCAGAAGCGUUCAUCAAGCCAGAGCCGCCUAGGGAAUGCGACCCUGCCGAUCCAAUAUCGCAGCAUCUCGUUCGAGAUUGACGACGCUGAGAGGAACCAUCAUCACGCGCAGUCCAAGUCCAAGGCCAAGGAUGCAGUCGUUUUGAAAUUUGAAACCAUCGAAUGGCACAAGCUGCGAAUCGAAGAAGUUCAGAAACGCCUUCAAGUCGACAUGGCUCAUGGCCUGUCGACUCGAGACGCCGACGAUCGGUUACGAAAGCAAGGCAAAAACAAGAUCUCUCCUCUCCCGAACCCCUUGUUCUGGAAGAUAUUCGGAUACUUCUUCAAAGGUUUUGGAGGCAUCCUUUGUGUUGGAGGCAUUCUCGUCUUCAUCUCGUGGAAGCCUCUGGGAGAUCCUCCAGCCAUCGCAAACCUCGCCUUGGGUAUAGUCCUCGUGGCAGUCUUUGUCAUUCAGGCGGCCUUCAAUGGGUGGCAAGACUGGUCUUCGUCUCGUGUUAUGCAGUCCAUCACCGAGAUGCUUCCCGAGUCAUGUGUUCUUCUUCGCGAUGGUGCCAGGGUUGAAGUCAGCGCUACCGACGUUGUUACUGGCGAUGUCAUCUUUAUCAAGGCUGGAAACAGGAUCCCCGCCGACGUUCGCUACCUCCAAGUCUCUCACGAUACGUCGGUUGACCGGGCUGUUUUGACUGGUGAAUCGAAGCCAAUUAAGGCUACUGUUGACUCAACUGACGACAACUACCUCGAAACACACUGCAUUGGCCUUCAAGGCACGCAUUGUGUUUCUGGCAGCGCGCUCGGUGUUGUCGUCUCCACUGGUGAUGCGACUGUCUUUGGCCAAAUCGCGAAACUGACGGGCGAACCCAAGACGGGGCUAACGACGAUGGAAAAGGACAUAUUUCGCUUUGUCUUGCUCAUCGUUCUUAUCAUGGUGUCGUGGAUCAUUAUUCUGGUGGCCGUCUGGGCUGGAUGGCUGCGCAAGUCUCACCCUGGCUGGAUCGACGUAUCUGCUCUCAUCGUGAGCUGUGUCAGUGUUGCAAUUGCCUACAUCCCCGAAGGGCUUCCAAUCGCCGUCACGUCUAGCUUGACUAUUACGGCGAACCUGAUGAAGAAGAAUAAGAUUCUUUGCAUCCAUCAAAUCCGAGCCGUAGCAGGACUCUGCAACUCUGCCGAGUUCGACCCCGAGUCUGAGAAAGAGGCUUUGGCGGAUCGGCACAUCUUUGGAGAUGCCACAGAUCAGGCAGCCUUGAGGCUCUCGGAAGGGUUUGGUCCCGUCUCAGAGUUACGCAAGGACUGGUCGAGCGUUUUUGAACUAUCUUUCAACAGCAAGAACAAGUUCAUGGCAAAGGCAUUUACUGCGUCCAAGAAGCAGGAUGUUGAUAUUUGUCUUGGCGUGUCAGGGGCAAAAGAGUUCACGACUGGCAGCGUGCUACUGACAAUCAAGGGUGCUCCGGAUAUUUUACUCGGACGAUGCACCAGCAUGGUUCAACCGGAUGGCUCUGUGGCCACCCUGACUGAGGAUGGAGCCACGGCGGUGAAGCAACUCAAAGAUCAGUGGUCCUCUAACGGCAAGCGCGUGAUUCUACUCGCCCGUAAGAUGCUCGGCGCCGAUAGGAUCCUCCCUGAUCCAUCAUUACCCGAAUUUGACACUCAAAUGAUGCACGAACUUCAGUCUGGCUUGACACUUGUUUCCCUCCUAGCCAUGAUCGACCCACCUCGUCCUGAGAUGCCUGAAGUCAUCGCUACGCUGCGUGGAGCUGGAAUUCGUACCUUUAUGGUCACUGGCGACUUUGGACUUACAGCCUUGGCUAUCGCUCGCCAGUGCGGCAUGGUUACUGCUCAAGUCGUCCACGAUGCAUCCUCCCUUGUGAGAUUCCCAACAGAAGGCGCAGACAACACGAAACCACCACGAGAUGCCGCGCUCCUCCUAUCUGGAGCAGACUUAAUGAGUCUCAAUGAACAUCAGUGGGAGCAGCUCUGCAGAUAUCAUGAAAUCGUCUUUUCCCGCACAACCCCUGACCAGAAACUACGCAUAGUCCGCGAGUUCCAGGCAAGGAAGCAGGUUGUGGGCAUGACCGGUGACGGAGUCAAUGACGCACCAGCUCUUAAGGCUGCAGAUGUCGGCAUCAGUCUCACCAGUGGUUCCGACAUCGCUAUCGAAGCGGCCGACAUGGUACUGCUGGAGUCGUUUUCUGCCAUUGUUGAGGCUGUCAGAUUUGGGCGGGUUGUCUUUGAUAACCUCAAGAAGGUCAUUGCCUACCUGCUUCCUGCCGGCUCAUUCUCCGAGUUUUGGCCAGUCUUCACCAACGUGGUCUUUGGGCUUCCUCAAAUUUUAUCCUCUUUCCUUAUGAUCAUCAUAUGUUGCUUCACUGAUUGCGCCGGCGCCAUCGUCUUAGCCUACGAAAAACCUGAAGCUGACGUCCUAUUCCGACCUCCACGAAACCCAAGCAAGACACAUCUCGUCAACUGGCAGCUCAUUUUCCAUGCCUACGCCUUUGUUGGCGUGAUCGAGAGUGUCUGCUCGUUUGCCAUGGCGUACUGGUACCUCGAACGAAAAGGCAUCCCUUUCUCGGACCUUUGGUUCAAGUUUGGCGAGAUUCCUACGCAUCUUGACCCAGAUUACUACAAUGCUCGGUUGAAUGAGGCCAGCUCGAUUUACUUUAUGAACCUUGUCGUUAUGCAAUGGUUCAACCUCAUGGCGGUUCGCAACAGACACCUGUCCAUCUUUCAGCAUCCACCCGUGUUCAACAAGCGCACGCAGAAUCUGCUUCUCUUUCCUGCAAUCCUAUUUACCCUGGGUGUUGCCGUCAUUUGGUUAUACAUCCCAAGUCUGCAAGACGUUUUGAGUACCGCUGGCGUUCCGGUUGAGCAUUACUUCUACCCCGCGGCUCUUGGAUUCGGUCUUUUCUGUCUGGAUGAGGGUAGGAAGGCAUGUGUCCGUCGCUGGCCAAACUCGAUGUUGGCCCGGAUGGCUUGGUAA